Molecule: messenger RNA, 1550 nt
Organism: Hevea brasiliensis (rubber tree)
Lineage: Eukaryota; Viridiplantae; Streptophyta; Magnoliopsida; Malpighiales; Euphorbiaceae
Product: RNA-directed DNA methylation 4
Exons: 10
Coding region: 200-1357 (385 amino acids)
Source: RefSeq, a predicted model, not a curated record
CCCUGGUUUUCAUCUUAUUCCUCUCGCCAUCUCGCGCUUUCAGAGCCUCGGCUCUCUCUGGACUUUCUGCGGACUGCAGCCCGCUAUUCAGUCUCACAGUCUCUCGAUUCGCUCACUACUCUCAUCGCCACGCUUUCAUAGGGUUCUGAUAGUUUUAAAUUCGCAGGUUCUCUACCGUUGCGAACCCUUUUUUAGGCCAAUGCUUGAUAAUUCAAAACAAGUUCAUCCAACCCUAGAUUGCAUGGCGAGUAUCAGCGGAAGCACUUCAUCUCCUCCCAAAGGCACCAGUGAAAAACCGGUGGUUGUUAGGGUUAAGCGCAAGUCCAACCAGUCUCGACUCGACGCCUUAUGGCUGGAAAUUAAUGAGAGGCCAUUAAAGCGCCCGCUGUUGGAUUUUGAGCAGUUGACCAUUGGUGGUGAAUCAGAUCAUGGAAGAGUGAAGGAAUUGAAGACUAAGAAAGUUUUUGUACAACAUGUUGAGACGGUUAACAGCAAGGAAGCCACUAUUGAUAUAUUACAAUCAUUUGUGCCUAGUUCUGCUGAUGCUGUUCAAGACAUUCCAAAAAAUAAAGAACGAAAACAGAAUAUCUUCAGAAAGAAUAAUAAACAAGAGCAGCUUUUGUCCAAGGCCAGACAAAAUCAAGAGAUAUUGGCUCAAAAUGCUCGUUUUGAACAAAUAUGGAGGAGCCGAAGGGGAAACAAAGAGACUUCACAUGAUAAGGAACUCCAUGACAUGUGCCAUUUUUAUGACAUUGUUCGUAUUGAUGUUGAGGAAAGAUCCAAUGAGAUGCAAGAGCAGGAAGUUUUGUCUUUGGAGGAUCAGAGGAUUCUUAGAAGCUACCUACCUCUACUUAGAGAGUUUAUUCCAAGUGCUGCAGCGCAGAUUGAAACUGAUGUACGAGAUUACAUGUCCAAGCAAGCUGCUGAUGAUUAUGUAUAUGACUAUUAUACCAUAAGGGAUGACAUGGAUAUUGGUGAUGAAGAUUCUUUGAGCCCUUUUCCGCUGGUACAGGUGGAGGAUGAAGAUUUCUAUGAUGGGUUAGAUGAUGAGUCAGAAUAUGAGAGUGAUGAUUCAAAUGCUGAGGCUCAUCCACGGAAUGAUUAUCCUGAUGAAAUAUCCGAAGAGGAAGAUGAAGUUGAUGGGGAGAGUGAAGCAUCAGCUGAUGAAAUAGAAGAAGACAAUGAUGAUGCUAGCAGUAGAUCUUCAGAAUUCGAGGAAUUGAUGCAAGGCUUGUCUGAAGAUGCAGGCCAAUAUGAAGAUGGAAUUUAUGAUGACGAUGACACUUUUGAUUAUGAGGAUGAUGAUAACUUUGAUUAUGAUGAUGAUGAUGAUGAUGAUGGCGAUGCUUGGAGAUGAAAAUAGUGGUGAAACAAUUUUGCAGACUUACAUUUCUUAUUGCCUCUCGGUAGCUUGUAAACAUCCCUUGAGACUUCUGUUGUCAUCUUGAAUUUCUAGUGUGAACUUGACGGAUUCCUACUUGCAUCUACUGUGAAGAUUUUUGUCAGUCAUUCUAGUCCUUUUCUAUUAAUGAUAGAAGAAUUUUACACCA